UGGAGUGCGCCCUCCAGAGUAGUAGCAUGGAAAGUCGUGUGAAAAUGGCUGCGUCCAUAAAGCACGUGAGAUUAUUGAGCGUGAUGCAGAAACGAUUUGUUUUUGACGUUGGAAUAGUUCUCAGCAUCCCAAGAGUCUGUCAUCAAUUAUAUCGCGGCAGAUUGAGCUGGCAUGGGAUCAGAUAUUUUUCAUCAAACGAAUCUUACCGCAGCAAUACAGGAACAAGAAAAUACUGGGACGAUUUUUACAAUGAGAGAAAAAGUGCGAGUGGCCAAUCAUUUGAUUGGUUCUUUGCUCAUGAUGUAGCCAAUCAGUGGCUGGCCGAGUGCAUCUUCACAGGGAAGACUGGGCGAGUCAAUGUUGUAAAUGUCCUUGAACUUGGCUGUGGGACGUCCACUCUCGCCAGUAACCUACUGAAAGGCAAUGGGGACAUCAUGAGUGUCGUCUGCCUGGAUUUUGCUCUCAGUGCAGUGGGGCAAGCACAGUCCAUCUCCAGGAAGAUCUGCUCCUCGGGCAGGGAGUCUCUCCAGUUUAUAGCGGCCGACGCAAGCAGACUCCCCUUCAGAAAUGACCAGUUCGACGUGGUGUUUGAGAAGGGCACGUUUGAUGCCAUGCUGAACGGUGGCAGGUCUGGCCUGGCUAGGCUGUCCUUCGGCGAGACUGUUCGCGUAUUGAGCUCCCAGGGAAUAUUCUUGCAGUUUUCUGACGAAAAUCCUGAUAUACGACUGUCUUUUCUUGAAGAAGCUCUUCGAGAAUCUGGCAUGGACCGAACUCAAGCUUCUGUAACUUUCCAAGAUGUUGGUUGUUCGUAUGGUGUGGAAUACUUCUUGUACUCAACAAAACUAAGUAAAUUAUAGUUUUCCUGAAACUUCAAAGUAAUUGUUACUCUAUACUUCUUUCAUGAUUCAUGUGAAUAAACUAGCACCUUCAAUUACCCAAUUCCUUCACCCAAUUCCCACCUGAAAGGGCCAGUGACAGGAAGUUUACUUUGAAAUGUAUUUUGAGAAACUUUGCAUUCCUCUCAAGUGUGUGGAAACUGCUUCAGGUCCUUUUUUGACAUUUUUAUAGAGUGCACUUUUUCAAUUGUUUAAAGCUUUCGAUGCUUUGUCUAACAAGUAAAAGCACUCUUGCUUUGAUGUCAUUUCAGGAGGACUCUUCAUUUUAGGUUUUUUUUCAGAUCAAAUUGUAAUAUGGAGGCAAAAUUUGCUCAUUAAAACUACAUGUAUGUCAUAUACUGAAAUAUCAAAUCACUGAGAGGAAAAAGCAAGAAUGCAAAACAUCCAAAAUCCUGGCAAGUUCUUGAACUGAAAUAGCUGCGCAGCUCUUUGGAUGACAUCACAAUGUGCUCAUGAAUAUGCAAAUCCGCGCUGGUGUCAGUAUAGAAAUAAAUAUCGAAUGAGACCCCAAAAGAACCAAAAUGCCAGGCAAAUCUUACCAGGGCCUUUCCCAGUUGAUAGGAAAUUGCUGUAAUAGUUCAGUUCAGUACGGGGAAGUGUGUUCUUCGGUUAUCAACGCGAUCCAAUGGUCUGGAUAGUGUUGAGCUGGACCUAAAAUUUAACCUAUUUUUGUUCGGUGAACACAAUUUCCCUGAACAGUACCCCUUCCCAAUUUGGCUUUGUUGUUGGCAACGCCCUUAAUGUUUUACAUUUGUUUUUAAAUCUGUUUCCCAAAAAUAUUCCUCAAAAUGAUGGUGUUCACGAUCAGCAAAAUGGGCUCUUGCGUCAAAUGCGUAAACAAUCAGCACAGAAAGUACGGAGAAU
Molecule: messenger RNA, 1760 nt
Organism: Acanthaster planci (crown-of-thorns starfish)
Lineage: Eukaryota; Metazoa; Echinodermata; Asteroidea; Valvatida; Acanthasteridae
Product: citrate synthase-lysine N-methyltransferase CSKMT, mitochondrial-like
Source: RefSeq, a predicted model, not a curated record